AAAAAUAAAAUAAAAAAUACAAGUGGAUAACUUUAGAUGGAUAUAAAUUUGACCCCUGUUCUUGAUGUCUUUGUACCAUUUAGCUAACCAAUCUUUCUACAAACUAAGAGACAGCAACUAGCCAUGGUGUCUAAUAGUCUUGCAAGUUUUCUACUUGUUCUUUUUGUUUCUUCUUCCUUGAUCUUCACAGAAGCUCAGAGGCCUGCUUUAGUGAAGGGUCUUUCAUGGUCAUUUUAUCAGUCAAGCUGCCCUCAGCUUGAAUCCAUUAUUAGGAAAAGGCUUGAAAAGCAGAUCAAGGAUGAUGUUGGCCAAGCUGCUGGUUUACUUCGCCUUCAUUUCCACGAUUGCUUUGUUCAGGGAUGUGAUAGUUCAGUGUUGCUAGAUGGAUCAGCAGGAGGGCCAAGUGAGCAGACUGCAAUUCCAAAUUUGACUCUAAGAAAGAAGUCAUUCAAGAUCAUUGAUGAUCUUAGGAAAAGGAUCCAAGCUGAAUGUGGCCAAGUUGUGUCUUGCUCUGAUAUUACUGCCAUUGCAGCUAGGGACUCCGUCGUCUUGACUGGUGGCCCCAACUACGAUGUACCCUUGGGAAGAAAGGAUGGACUUAACUUCGCAACAGAACAAGCGACCAUAGACAACCUCGUCGCACCCUUUGCCAACACCACAGUCGUCCUCGAUCGCCUCAGAGCCAAAGGCCUCGACGCCACUGAUGCUGUCGCCUUGUCCGGCGCCCACACCAUCGGAAUCAGCCAUUGCACUUCCUUCACCGACCGUCUCUACCCUAACCAAGACUCCACCAUGGACAAAACAUUUGCCAACAACCUAAAACGCAGUUGCCCCACAGCUGACUCGAACAACACGGUUAACAUGGACAUUCGGAGCCCUAAUGUGUUCGACAACAAGUACUACGUUGAUCUCAUGAAUAGGCAAGGGCUUUUUACGUCCGACCAAGAUUUGUAUACGGAUAGAAGGACUCGAGGAAUUGUUACGAGCUUUGCUGUGAACCAAUCAUUGUUUUAUGAGAAGUUUGUGAUUGGUAUGAUCAAGAUGGGACAGUUGAAUGUGUUGACUGGUGGACAAGGUGAGAUUAGGAAUAGGUGUGAUAGGAAGAACAAGAAUAAGAAGGUUGACAUUGCUACUGUUGUUGAAGAGUUGGAGGAAACUUUCUCUGCUUUGUUUUAAGUUUUAUCUUUUGUUUCUCUCUUUUUGUUGUUGUAAUAAUAACGAGUGUCUUAGCUUAGCAUAAUAAUAAUAGCCUUUUGUUUUGUGGUGUAAUGAAAGGAGAUAUGUUUUGGAUCUCCUUAUUGUUCCUUCUAGAAGAGUUUUUUAUAGCUCCAUGAUAUCAACAAAUUGUGUUAGU
Molecule: messenger RNA, 1354 nt
Organism: Lycium ferocissimum
Lineage: Eukaryota; Viridiplantae; Streptophyta; Magnoliopsida; Solanales; Solanaceae
Product: peroxidase 12-like
Exons: 3
Coding region: 124-1176 (350 amino acids)
Biological process (GO): hydrogen peroxide catabolic process; response to oxidative stress
Cellular component (GO): plasmodesma; plant-type cell wall
Molecular function (GO): peroxidase activity; heme binding
Source: RefSeq, a predicted model, not a curated record